This is a messenger RNA of Rotaria sp. Silwood1, 564 nucleotides long. Lineage: Eukaryota; Metazoa; Rotifera; Eurotatoria; Philodinida; Philodinidae. The record is from the annotation of a GenBank genome assembly.
AUGGGUGCUAAUGAUAGUCCAACAACAACUCGUUCAAUUGUAACUGAUUAUUUCGAUUGGCGUUUAAAUAAUAGAACAAUAACAAAUAAUCGUUUAUUUUUAAUUGUACGUAAAAUAGCUAGUGAUAGUGAAACAGCUUGUAAUUCUCAACAUCCAACAUUUAUUACUCGAUUUUUUUCAUCAUCACCGAUUGAUUUACAAACAUUAAAUAAUAUAAGAAGUAUACAUAGUGAAAUAGCAAAUCAAUUAUUUAAUGAUGGUGGUAUAACAUGGACACGUAUUAUAACAUUUAUAUCAUUUUCAGCUAUGUUUGCUGAACAUAUUAUACAAUUACCAAAUAAUAAUUUAUCAUCAAAUUUAAUCAUAUCAUCUAUUAUUGAUUGGACAACAAAUUUUAUUGAUACAAAUCUUCAAACAUGGCUUCAAGAUCAAAAUAAUUGGGCCGGUUGUUUAAAAUUUUAUGAUAAAACACCACAACGACGAAAUUCAAUUGGUCGUUAUGCUGGUAUACUUGGAACUAUCGGUAUGCUUACAAUCGGCGCUUUGUAUAUGAGACGAACUUGA